Messenger RNA from Prunus mume (Japanese apricot), 723 nucleotides. RefSeq lists its product as uncharacterized. Gene Ontology annotation, molecular function: kinase inhibitor activity. Gene Ontology annotation, cellular component: plasma membrane. NCBI's taxonomy places the organism in Eukaryota, Viridiplantae, Streptophyta, Magnoliopsida, Rosales, Rosaceae. The record is from RefSeq and is a predicted model, not a curated record.
AUGGAAAACUGCCGGCAAAAGAGCACCUCCGGCGACACAUUCUCCUUUCCGAGCACCCCGAUCCACGAGCAAGACUCCGAUUUCGAAUUCGGAUGCUUCACCCCUGACUCAGCCUCCAGCACUGAUCCCUGCAAAGACUCCCCUGCAGACCAUUUGUUCUUCAAUGGCAGGCUCUUACCACAUGCCUUCCCAUUUCAACCAAUUAGCAACGGUUUUAUGGGUGUCGAUAGUAAUUCACGGAGAACAAGCCGGACGAGCAGCAUUAGCAGCAAGGACUCUCUCAUGUCCUCAAGAAGCAAUAGCACCAACAGCAGGAGCAGCAGCUGCAGCAGCAGCGCAAGGACAAGCUCAAGCGACAACUCUGAGAGGAAAUUGGUGCACCAAAACAAAUUGGGUUCUAGAGCUUCAUCAGAUAGAUACAAAGGAAACAGAGCUAAUAAUCUCGGAGGUGGACAAGUUUAUGGUUCUUCUCAGAGAUGGCAAUUCAUAACAGCUGUGCCUGUACCGGCUUCUUUAAGCCGUGACAAUUCUAGGAAGAAGGCGAAAAUGGAUCAGCUUGAAGGGAAGGAGAAACCUAUCAAAGGGAAGAGAAAAGUCCGGGUGAAGACGGUGGUGGUCCCCCGGAGUUUUGGCCGGAGAUUUUUCCGGUGGCUUGUUUGGACCUGCAGAAAGUGUCACGCAAUGGAACCGUCCAAUAAAAGUAGCGAUCAUGUAAUUAAUUAA